Molecule: messenger RNA, 2052 nt
Organism: Penicillium chermesinum
Lineage: Eukaryota; Fungi; Ascomycota; Eurotiomycetes; Eurotiales; Aspergillaceae
Product: putative C6 transcription factor
Exons: 2
Coding region: 1-2052 (683 amino acids)
Biological process (GO): positive regulation of transcription by RNA polymerase II; DNA-templated transcription
Molecular function (GO): sequence-specific DNA binding; zinc ion binding; DNA-binding transcription factor activity, RNA polymerase II-specific
Source: RefSeq, a predicted model, not a curated record
AUGCCCCCCGAGCCCCCCAUUCCUAACAAUGCCUCCACCGCCGCUGCUCUCGCGGCCUCACGGAGCAAGCGCGUCUCCACGGCCUGCGACUUUUGUCGCAAGCGCAAGAAAAAGUGCGACUUCCGCUACCCAAACUGCUCCGCCUGCAGCCGCGCUGGUGUUCGCUGCACCAUUCCUCCUCCCGGCCCGCAGGUAGCCAACUCCUCCGUCCCCCGAGACCAACUUGAGAACCUCCAGAAGCGCGUCAAAUGGCUCGAAGAAAUCGUCCGCCGGAAGACCGGCAUCACCGUCACCGACAUGGCUACCGGCACGCCGGUCGACGGUGAAGGAGAUCCAGACUGGUGGUACCAGGUGCCGUCGAUCAUUGCGACCGGUAGUCGUUCCGCGGCGACUUCGAUGCCUAGCCCCGCUGGAAGUGGAGGCUCGUCCGUGACCGCUGCUGGGACGUCCGAGGCUUCGCCCGGUGUUGGGGCUGAGUUGCCAAAUGUUGGAGAGAUUUUUCGCGAUCAGCUCGAGCAUCGUCGGCCGUCGGUAGCGCGGCCCUCCACGAGUCCACGGGUGCUGCGGCUAGGAUCGUUGGAGGAAGCCGAGCAGGUCUCGGGGAAGUAUUUCGAUAGUAUGGACUUUCAAUAUCCGUUUCUCUCUCGAACGGAGUUCAUGGGGCAUCUUCGGUAUAUCUAUGCCGGGGGUGUUCCGACCCCCGAGGUGCAUAACAUGUACCACAUCGUGGUCGCGAUCGCCCUUCUCAUGGGAUCAGCGGAUCCCAAUAAAGCGGCCGACUUCUACCACGCUAGCCAAGAAACAAUGUCGGCGGCACUGCAAAAUGAGGACCUGCCAGCCGUGCGCGCACUGCUGUGCUUGGCUUUGUACACCAUGUUUGCGACCUCUGGUCCGAGUAUCUGGCAUGUCCUGGGUUCAACCUUGCGGCUCGCAGUCAGCAUGGGCCUUCACAAACCGAAGAUUUAUUCAAGUCCGACCGAGGAGGAAAUGGCCAAGCGGGCAUUUUGGAGUCUCUAUAAUCUGGAUCGCUUAAUCUCAAGUACAUUGGGACGGCCUCUAGGAAUUGCAGAUGAGGAUAUCAGCGUAGACCUGCCUCGAGAAAUCAACGAAGAUGGCACUGAAGCGCCUGGUGCAAGCGCCAUGACGAUUCCUUUGCAGGUAAUGCGACUGCGUCGAAUCUUCUCGCGCAUCUAUCGAUACUUGUACAGCAAUCUGCCCCGGCCAUCGCCACAAGAAGUGGCAGUCACCCUCAGCCAGUUUCGUCGCGAGCUGGAUGAAUGGCGGAUGAACGCCCCGGUAAUACCGGGGGCCAUCCUCUAUUCCACCUCUUAUUUCGAUUAUCUAUAUUACACAACGAUCCUCCUCAUGUAUCGCCCUAGUGAGCGCAAUCCGACCCCCGAUACAACCAGCAUCAUCAGCUGUGGUGAUUCAAGUAUACAAGUGAUUCGAUCCUAUUGGGACAACUACUCGGUGGGCAAGUUGAAGUGGAUUUGGUUGACGUUAAGUCAACUUUACUUUGCUGGAAUCACAAUCCUAUGGUGUUUGGAGCAAAACGCGCGCGCCUGGCGUGAACAUCUCACGCCACCAUGGCAGCCAGACGAGGAAAUGAUGCGUCGAGCAAUCCAGGCUGUCGUGGUACUUCUGGAAGAGUUUGGUAAACGGCGACCAGGCGUGGAUCGUUUAGCCGAGACAUUCCGUCACCAGAGCACAAUGAUCUUCAGCCAAAUGGCGUACCACCAGCAGCAAUUGAAACUCCAACCGCAGCAGCUCCCACAGCAUCCACACCUACAUCAGCACCAGCAGCACCAGCAGCUCCAGCAACAGCAGGCACAGUUGCAGAUGCAGCAGCCUCUGAUGCCCCCUCAGCCGUUUUCAAUGCCGACCAUGGGCACACCCCAGGCAUCGACCGUCCCGUUAGCGCCCGUGCUUGACGAUGUCUUGCUGGUAGAUUCAAACGCAACUAUGCCCAUGAUCGAUCCCCAAAUGGCGGAGCAACUCUUUUACUCAUAUAACUGGUUCCAGGAGGAGAUGGCCAGUUAUUAUACCCUUUGA